Prunus avium (sweet cherry) is the source of this 1269-nucleotide messenger RNA. Lineage: Eukaryota; Viridiplantae; Streptophyta; Magnoliopsida; Rosales; Rosaceae. The record is from RefSeq and is a predicted model, not a curated record.
GUUGCCCAUGUGAGUCAAAGUUAGUUGCCCAUGUGAGUAAAUGUUGGCUUACUAUGAGGUCAAAAAGGGUGGAUUGUUUGGUAGCCAUCCAUUGGUAAGUUUGGUAGCCAACAAAUGAAUAGUUGAAGCUUGCAUUCACACUCUUGCAUUUUUGGCUAUAAAUUGGAAGCAAAUGGUUCCAUUUGAAGCAUCUCACCAAGUGUUGAGUAGAAGAGGAAAAAUAGCAAGAAAGGCAUCUUGCCAAAGAGAGAAACAUUUCUCUCUAAUUGUUCUUUGCUUUGUAUCAUUGUUUUCUCUUCAAUUGUUGUGAGAGUGAGACUUGGGUGUAUUUGGGGCUUUGGGUUUUCUUGAGUGAUAAACACUUUGUAUACUCUCUUUGAAUAUAGUGAAUUACUCCGUCGUCUCCAAACUGGAUGUAGGCAUUGCCGAACCAGUAUAAAUCUUGGUGUUCUUGUUGGUGUUGUUUUGUGUUCCAUUUAUCUCCUGCUAGUUGUUGUUUAUUUUUCACUCACAAUUGGUUGACGCUUCCGCACAACAGUCUGAGACUCGAAGUUGGAGGCUUCUCGAUUCUACUUUCCAUAAACAACAUGUAGACUAUAUUACGCCGGUGUACUGCAAUGGCGUAAUUCACUGGAGUGGUUGGGAUGCACAGUUGUCAUACUAUCACAUGGAUGAAGAGCGCGUUGGAUGGGUUGAUAGCCCUCCUUUUUAUGAACCCUAUAAGUGUGACGAAGGUGAGGAUACAUAUUUUUUCGAAACUCCUGGCGGUCAUUUGCAUCUUGCUCGUGUUUAUUGGCGUUGUCAGACUCAAUUUGAUGUGCUGGAGAUGGGAAGAAACUACUCUGGCUGGUUUGUCAAGUACCAUGUUGAUCUUGUCCAUGAUCCUCCCAUUCCCAUUCCUGACCUGCUACAAUGGGAAAAAAGAACUGUUCUUCUGUUUCUUGCUCCAGAUCUCAAUGAAAAUGGAGGUGGAGGAGAGGAAUGUUCAUCUCUCUUGCUGCAUACUCCUGGUAAGGUCAUCUCUUAUAAUCUCAAGAACAAGACCUUCCAAUCUUUCGAGUUAACUUCCAACCCCCACUCUAUGACAGUUUGGGGUGGAGAAUGUCGAUAUAUGGAGACUUUGGCUUGUGUGUGAGCGUGAAUCCCAUGCUGCUGGCUGCUGAUUCAUUUUGUUUUUUCUCUUUUCUUCUUUUGGUUGUAAGAUGAAGAAUGUUAAUUUGGUUAAGUCUAUGUACUUGGGUGGUGUAUAAUAUUUGACAAUUGAUAUCA